Lepisosteus oculatus (spotted gar) is the source of this 1342-nucleotide messenger RNA. RefSeq names its product dihydropteridine reductase. Gene Ontology annotation, cellular component: cytoplasm. NCBI's taxonomy places the organism in Eukaryota, Metazoa, Chordata, Actinopteri, Semionotiformes, Lepisosteidae. The record is from RefSeq and is a predicted model, not a curated record. Gene Ontology annotation, biological process: L-phenylalanine catabolic process; tetrahydrobiopterin biosynthetic process. Gene Ontology annotation, molecular function: 6,7-dihydropteridine reductase activity; NADH binding; NADPH binding.
CGGCUCUCACAGUCCUCCGCGCUGGAGGUGGUGCUACACGCAGAAACCAGCCGUCAGCGCUUCUCGGGCUGGUAGGAGGGGCCAUAGGCGUCAGGCUCUCAGACAUAUAGAGAGCUGUGGGGGGGAAAAGAAGACACUUAGGAACAUUUCUGACUUGAGCGGUAGGUCUGUCAAGUGGAUUUCAGUUUGAGAAUGGCAGCUGCAGAAGCGCACAGGGUUAUCGUUUAUGGGGGAAAGGGCGCACUCGGGUCCAAAUGCGUCCAGUACUUUAAGUCGAAAAGCUGGUGGGUGGCUUCCGUCGAUAUUACGGCUAAUGAAGAGGCAAAUGCUAACGUGCUGGUGAAAAUUACCGACUCUUUUACUGAGCAGGCGGAGCAGGUUACAGCCGAUGUUUCUCAGCUCCUGGGGGAAAGGAAGGUGGAUGCGAUUCUGUGUGUUGCAGGAGGGUGGGCAGGUGGCAGCGCAAAAGCCAAAUCCUUGUACAAAAACUGUGACCUAAUGUGGAAGCAGAGUGUCUGGACUUCAUCCAUUUCCAGUCACUUGGCUACCAAGCACCUGAAGGAAGGAGGGCUGCUGACGCUGGCGGGUGCCAAAGCUGCCUUAGCUGGAACUCCAGGAAUGAUUGGAUACGGAAUGGCGAAAGCAGCAGUUCACCAGCUCUGUCAGAGUCUUGCAGGAGACGCCAGCGGAUUACCUUCUGGCUCUGCCGCCAUUGCGAUUUUGCCGGUUACCUUGGAUACACCAAUGAACAGAAAAUCGAUGCCUGACGCAGACUUUGGUUCCUGGACACCGCUGGACCAUGUAGCGGAAACCUUCUAUAACUGGUCCACGGGGGUCAGCAGACCUUCCUCAGGGAGUUUGAUUCAGCUUGUCACCACUGGAGGAAAAACUGAAGCCACUCCUGCUCAUCUUUGAGAUGAUGAUCCUGAGGGAUGAACGGCCAGGUGCUCCACAGUAACACGGCAGUUGAGUUAGACAUCUGUAGGUGGCAGCACCUGAGCAGAAUCUGUCAGAAUAUUGACCUGACUUGUGUAGAUGCUCGACAAUAUACAUUACCAGAACACGAGCGCGCGCUGCUGUUGUGUCUUACAUGUGCAGUACCUUCUGUGGGGCGGCCUUAUUCUGUGUUGACAGCAAUAGGUGGAGUAUAUGUUGUGAUGUAAUGUAUUUUAGCUAGAGCCAAAGUCUACUUUCCCCUUUUAUUAUAAAACUGUAUUUUUGUAAGUUGACCUGUGCCUUCAUCUUGGAAGCGAUGGCAGUAUUUGUAAAAGCAUACUGUUUUACAUUAAAUGCUCAAACUGUAUCUGUUGCAGCUGGGAAUAAAAACACACACCCCCGCACA